Punctularia strigosozonata HHB-11173 SS5 is the source of this 1415-nucleotide messenger RNA. RefSeq names its product succinyl-diaminopimelate desuccinylase. Gene Ontology annotation, molecular function: hydrolase activity. Lineage: Eukaryota; Fungi; Basidiomycota; Agaricomycetes; Corticiales; Punctulariaceae. The transcript has 10 exons. The record is from RefSeq and is a predicted model, not a curated record. Bases 9 to 1337 code for a protein of 442 amino acids.
CGCGAGCGAUGGCGAACACUGAUGAGAGCAAGCUGGAGCGCAUCAGGGCGGCGUCGCACGCCUUGCUGCCCGAAUGCAUCGCGUUUCUGCAGGAUCUCGUCCAGAUCGACACCACCAACCCGCCGGGGUUGAACUAUCGACGGAUCGCGACGGUCAUCAAGGACAAGCUCGACCAACUCGGAUACGACGAGACGGAGCUGCUCGAGGUUGCGCAGUCCGACCUCCCCACCUUGGCCCCGCAUUUCGACGGACAUGAGCGUGUCAACGUGCUUGGACGCCUGAAAUCGAAGUCGGCUUCUCCCAUCACCGCCGCAGGCAAGAACAGGGAGCAAGUACUACACUUCAAUGGGCAUACCGACGUCGUGCCCAUUGGCUCACGCGAUACAUGGACCCACGAUCCCUUCGGUGCAGAGAUCGAAGACGGCGUGAUAUACGGACGCGGCGUGUCCGAUAUGAAGGGAGGUCUGGCGGCACAGAUCUACGCCGUGGAAGCCGUCCGUCGUGCGGGACUCACCCUGCGCGGUACCGUCGAGCAAAGCGGCGUCGUUGACGAAGAGACGACCGGCGUGCGCAACGCAGGAGCCGGCUGGCUCAUCGAACAAGGCUACUGUUCCGCCGACAAGACCGACGCCGUCAUUAUUACCGAACCGCUCAACGUCGACAACCUCUGCUGCGGCCACCGCGGCACGCUCUGGGGCACGAUCACCUUCCACGGCAUCGGCGCGCACGGCGCGAUCCCCCAGCGCGGCGUCAACGCCGUCGAGCACGCCGCGCUCUUCGUCACCCGCUGCAAAGAGCGCUUCGCGCCGCUCCUCCAAGGCCGACGGGACGAGCGCGUGAUCCCAGAAGAGGCGCGGGGCAGCAGCAUGACCUUCACCACCUUCCACGGCGGCACGAACCCCAACUCGGUCGCGGACCGCUGCGCGCUCUCGUUCGACCGCCGGCUCGUCCCGGGCGAGACGCUCGACGGCGCCCGCGGCGCCAUCCACGCCCUCCUCGCCGAGCUCGCGUCGACCGUGCCGAACUUCGCAUACGAGUACGCGGAGACGUACCAAACCGAGCCGGUCUGGGUCGACCCGGACCAGCCGUUCUGCCGGACGAUGCGCCGCGCGAUCGCGCGCGCGGCGGGCGCGGCGGACGCGGGCGUGGUGUGCUCGCCCGGGUCGGACGACCAGCGGUUCUUCGUACGCGCCGGGAUCGGGCGCACGGUGGUGUACGGACCCGGGAAUAUCAGGAACGUGCAUAAUCGCGACGAAGCGCUGUUGCUGGAGGAUCUGAGGCAGAGCGUGGAGGCGAUGGCGAUAGCGGCAUGCGAGUUCCUCGGGGUAGACGACUAGGGCAUAGAAACAUGUAUCACGAUCCUGCAGUCGUGUAUAGUAUACUAUACUAUACAUAGAUCUGAUAGCAUAACUCAA